Messenger RNA from Xenopus laevis (African clawed frog), 1162 nucleotides. Its product is annotated as proto-oncogene Mas. Bases 139 to 1074 code for a protein of 311 amino acids. The transcript has 2 exons. The record is from RefSeq and is a predicted model, not a curated record. NCBI's taxonomy places the organism in Eukaryota, Metazoa, Chordata, Amphibia, Anura, Pipidae.
UUUUUGCCAUUGCAACAAACUACUGGCAGCAUAAAGCCCGGUGCCUGGAGAACGGCUAAUUCUUUGCACAAGGACCACAAGAGGAAGAGCUUGCUGGUGCAUCAGAAGAUAUUUUAGGAGGCGACUGUUGAAGAAAGAAUGGCAGCUAACACAACACAUUUUAAUGAGACAGACUAUUUCGAUGGAAGUCACGUCCCAGACCUUGUCAUACAUUAUACAAUAGCAGCUGCUGUUGCCAUGGGUCUCUCCCUUAUUGGAAUAGUGGGAAAUAUAAUAGUGUUCUGGUUCCUUUUGUUCAGGAUUCAGAGGAACAAAUACACUGUUUACAUUAUGAACUUAGCUGUAGCUGACUUGAUGUUACUUACAGUAACUGCUGUGUUAAUGAUGGUCAAUAUAAACACAUUAGUUGGUAGCAAUCCUGAUUUUAAAGGCAAUGUGGAAUUUCUUACUUUCUUAGAAAUCAUUUAUGAUCUUUCUCUAUAUUCUGGAAUGUAUUUUCGAACAGCUAUGAUUGUGGAAAGAUGCAUUUCUAUGCUUUUCCCUACUUGGUGUGAAAAUUAUCGCCCAAAGACACUAUCAGUAAUAAUGUGUGUUUUCCUUUGGAUUCUUGGAUGCACAGAAAGUCUCAUUGAAAACUUAACAUGCCCCUCAGAAGAUUUUAGGAGUCAGACACCAGUUUGUACAGGAGUAGAGAUUAUGACAUUCACUUUAAGCAUUUGCAUCUGUCUACCACUAAUGAUCCUUUCUAGUGUCACUCUGCUGAUCGCUAUGAAGAAGACCUUCAGGGACCAAUACCCACAAAGACUUUAUAUCAUCAUUAUUGCUGCCGUCUUUAUUUUCAUCUUGUCGGUGAUACCAUUCAACUUCCUCUGGUUUCUACUGUACUUCAGACAUUUACCUUCAAUACAAGAUACUCUUGGCCUAUACUUUGCCAGUAUAAUAAGUGCAGCUCUCAGUUCUACUGCCAAUCCAUAUAUUUACUUUAUUGUUGGAAGAGUGUGGAAACAGAAAUCCAAUAAUUCAAUUCAUGAUGCUCUUCAUAGAGCCUUUAAAGAGGACCUGUUACUUUUCUAAUAUAUGGAUAUACGGCCUGCAAUUUGCUUAAUCCGAUAAAUGGAUAAGGGAUAUUUUUUAAAUUUGCAAAUAAAUGUAUUUAUUCUUA